Hippopotamus amphibius kiboko is the source of this 1999-nucleotide messenger RNA. RefSeq names its product neuronal vesicle trafficking associated 1 (gene NSG1). Bases 194 to 751 code for a protein of 185 amino acids. The record is from RefSeq and is a predicted model, not a curated record. Gene Ontology annotation, molecular function: clathrin light chain binding. Gene Ontology annotation, biological process: G protein-coupled dopamine receptor signaling pathway; clathrin coat assembly; endosomal transport. Lineage: Eukaryota; Metazoa; Chordata; Mammalia; Artiodactyla; Hippopotamidae. The transcript is spliced from 5 exons. Gene Ontology annotation, cellular component: membrane; endosome.
GGGAGCGGCGGGAAGGGAGGCGGCGAGCGGGAGGAGGGAGCCCAAUCGCGCGGCGCCCCCGCCCCGGCCCCGCGCGGCGCCGCCUCCGCCAUUGCUGCGAGCAGGAGCGGGCGACGCGGAGGCUCGGAGCGCGGUCGGAGCCCAGACCUGCCGGAGCCGGGCGUGAGGCGGCAGCCGCGGGUCUCCCGGAACCAUGGUGAAGUUGGGGAACAAUUUCGCGGAGAAAGGCUCCAAGCAGCCGCUGCUGGAGGAUGGCUUCGACACCAUCCCCCUGAUGACGCCCCUCGAUGUCAAUCAGCUGCAGUUCCCGCCCCCGGAUAAGGUGGUGGUGAAAACUAAGACCGAAUAUGAACCUGACCGCAAGAAAGGCAAAGCACGUCCUCCCAAGAUCGCCGAGUUCACCGUCCGCAUCACCGAGGGUGUCACCGAGAGAUUCAAGGUGUCCGUGCUGGUCCUCUUUGCCCUGGCCUUCCUCACCUGUGUUGUCUUCCUGGUCGUCUACAAGGUGUACAAGUAUGACCGCGCCUGCCCCGAUGGCUUUGUCCUCAAGGACACCCAGUGCAUCCCCGAAGGCUUGGAAAGCUACUAUGCGGAGCAAGACCCCAGCGCUCGGGAGAAGUUUUACACAGUCAUCAACCACUACAACCUGGCCAAGCAGAGCAUCACCCGCUCCGUGUCGCCAUGGAUGUCGGUUCUGUCGGAAGAGAAGCUCUCAGAGCAGGAGACUGAGGCCGCUGAGAAGUCCGCUUAGCGAGGUGGGCAAGUUCCUUACCGUGUUACUUGAAGGUAACAAAGGGACUCUGAGGGACAUUUCAUUAAAUAUAAUUACUGAUAAUUUAGAGGUUACUCGUAUGGUGCAACUGCUUCUUGUUUGCUAACGCUGCUUUGCAAAUACAACUUGCCGCAGACCAGCCACGGGCAUAAAAUCAAGUGCAUACCAGCAGUGCUUAAAGAGCUCUGACACCACUUUCCAUGCUAAGGAAUCUUAAUUUAGCGACUUUACUGGGAUUUAUUGGAUGCUGUCAAAAAAUAAAUUUACACUGGAUAUGCAAGGGGUUUGGACUUCAGAUAAAUAAUGCAUUUUGUGGGACUGAUUUUUGUUUUUUUUAAAUCACCUUGCUGUUUGCAAACCUGACUCCAUAGCCAUAUCUAGAGUGAUUCCCUCGCUUUGCUAAGAGCAAGCUGUACUUCACGUUUCUUCCCGCCUCCCGUCCAUGGCAACAGUGCCGAUGGUCAAGACGCACCACAGUGAACAGCGGAGGGAAGGGGAGAUGCCAUCAGGUCACAGCUGUGCCCUCCCCUCCCCUGUGCUCACUCCUGAGUGCGCGGGCGCUGCAGCAAGGUGGCCCGGGCAGGGGCCACUGCCGUGGGCACAGAGGGCGCCCGCUGGGUGCAGGAGCCGUUUCCCUCAACGCAUGUGGACCAGGUCAGAGCAAGUUAGGUGCGGACUCCGGGAAGAGGGGACCAGACAGGAUGCAGAACCCGUCUCCUUGUAGGUAGUCCGGCUGCUCUGUGAUGGGCUGAGUAGGAAUGAAACCUGCUGGCCCUUUUGUUCAUGUCUGUUACGAAUAAGUUUGCACCGACAGCUGUAUUAGGAAGUUAGUUUUAAAACAAUGAGCUGGGUGGGAAAAGUGAAAGUGUAACUGCUGGUAAGCCAAGGCUAUUUUAAUUUUUAUUUUGUGGGACAGAUGUAACUCCUUUGAUGUAAGAAACAGGCAGGAGAGGCUGGGAGGGGGGCUGGCGUCACAGCUUGCACGUCCAAUUAUGACAUUUUCAAUUACAAUCUUUGUAAGACUAUUAUGUUUCAACCUGAAUCUUGACAUUAAAGUAUAUGUUUACAAAAUUGCCAGUUAGAUAAACUAAGUGUGUAAGACGAUUAAAUAGAGAAAAGACAUUCACGGACAUUUUCUUCCAUGUUAUUUGAAUGUGUUGUUUCUGGUGGACAUGUCAAGUUUCACUGUUUUUUUUAGAUCAAAAAUAAAUGACAAAUAGUGCAAGA